This is a messenger RNA of Salvelinus fontinalis (brook trout), 3606 nucleotides long. RefSeq names its product sialic acid-binding Ig-like lectin 5. Lineage: Eukaryota; Metazoa; Chordata; Actinopteri; Salmoniformes; Salmonidae. The record is from RefSeq and is a predicted model, not a curated record. The coding region runs from base 84 to 2003 and encodes 639 amino acids. The transcript has 8 exons.
GUGGACACCGUCAGAGAUAGUGACAAUAAGAGAAAGAGGAAAGAGACCCCGUGUGAUUGAUUCAUCAAGGCAGUGGAGGCAGGAUGUGGGUCCUCAUCUCGGCAGCUCUACUUCUCUCUCUGACAGAGAGAGCCACAUGCAACGGACAGCAACAACCACCACCAACAACACCAUCACCCUGGACCAUCACCUUCAGUCCAGCAGAAAUAACAGCAGAGAAGGGACUAUGUGCUGUUAUUUCAUGUACUUUCACUCACCCUGAUAACAUCAAAACUACCCCUGCAAUAUGGUUCAAGUGCCUUACAAAUGGCAAAUGUGAUAAGGAUAAAAAGAUAAUUUUCCACUCUGAAACUCCCCAUAAAGCGCAGGAGAAUUUUAAACAGAGAGUGUCUCUACUAGAGGCUGAUCUGACAAAGAAGAACUGUAGUGUGAUCAUCAACGACAUCAGAGAGAAUGAUGCUGGAGAGUAUCAAUUCAGAACGUUAGGAGGAUCAUUUACAUACCCACAGAAAAUGAAAAUCACAGUGACAGCUCUGACCCAGAAGCCCUCAGUGUUGACUCCUCCUCUGACAGAGGGAGAACCAGCUACUCUGACCUGCACCGCCCCGGGGAUCUGCUCUGGAACUCCUCCUAACAUCACAUGGACAUGCAGAGGAACAGGAGACAACAUCACUGAGCUCAGAGACAACACCACCAUACAGAUUAGAGAGGACCUGACCCAUGUGACAACAACCCACUUCUCAACGUUGACCUUUACCCCCUCAGCUGAACACCACAACAUGAUGGUUACGUGUCAAGUAACCUUCCAGAAAAAAUAUCAAAUUGAAGAGACAGUAACUUUGAAUGUGACAUAUGUGAAAGACCCUCAAAUAACUGGAAAUGAAAUGGUGAAGGAGGAUGGUACCCUGGAUCUGACCUGCAGUGUUAACAGUUACCCUCCAUCUGACAUCACUUGGAGUAAGAACGGGACAAGUGCCCCACUUCAGAAUUACAGGGAAAAUGCUGCUCUCACCAUCUCCAAUGUGACAAGAGAACAUGCUGGGGAGUAUGUGUGUACAGUUCAACACCUUAACAGGACUUUGACAGCUUCCAUUGUUGUCACUGUGAUGUACCUUCCUGUGAUUCUUCCUGGCUCUGGGUGUGUGGACCAGGCAGAGGUCAUGACCUGUGUGUGUGUCAGUCAGGGGGUUCCCUUACCCCUCAUAGUGUGGCCACUGCUGGAGCUCAACACAGGGAGGUGCAGCCCCACUACGUCAGUGUUGGGUUCCUCAGUGAACAGCACCAUCAGCCUGACUGUUGGAAACCACAACAACAUCACUGUGGAAUGUGUCAGCAGAAAUGUUGUGGGUGUAGUGAGAGAGAAGCUGUACGUCUACCAAAAUAAGAGCCAAGAAAAGCAAAGAGAGGAAUGGGAAGGCAUUGUAGCUAUGCUGUCGGACCUAAAACUGAUUACUGCAUUUGUGAUUGGUGCAGCCUUCUCAGCCACCAUCUGUUGUAUCUUCCUGUGUUUGAAAGGGAAAUGUAAAAGGCAAAAAGAGAGGAUCCCAAAGGACUCAGACUCCAAAAGCCCUUUCAUGAACCUGGAGAUGGUGACAUGUGAAGACCAACAGACAAAUGCAGGACAGGCUGUGGACGGCGAACAGACCCCUCUGCAGUUGGAGCUGAGGGAGGGAGCUGAAAAUGGAGGGCCCCAGACCAGUGGAGCCGGGGGAAAAUUUGCCACAGGGGAAGAACUAAAUGAAGUGGACUACGCCAGAAUCAACUACUCCCUGCUGAAGAAGAAGACUCCUGAGGAGGCACAGAAGAAGACCACCACCACAGAGUCAGACUACGCCAAAAUCAAAAGAGAGAAGAAGAAAGAAGGGGAUGAUGAUGGAGGAGAGGGGAGUGGUAUGAAUAUGGGGAAGGAUGAGGAGAAAGGGAACGGUAAGCCAGCAACAGAGACAGAUGAGGAUACAGCGCUUUACUCCAACGUCAAGGCUAUUAUGGGUGGUGGUGAGUGACAAAGCAAUUUUCGCUAGAAACGUGGGGGAUGGCAUACAGUAUUAGCCAUGGGUUCUUAAAUAAUUUUCUGAAUCCGAAUUGAGUUUUAUGAUGAUACUGGGACUUUUGUUCAACUGAAACUAGUGUAGUUAAUAGUUUUGGUAAAUGCUCUAUUUUACAGCCCGGUGUCAGCUGGUACUGUAUGUUCCUGGUGGUUGUACAAUUUCAAUAAGAAUAUUUUCUAGUUGUACAUAGAAGCAAGUUUUGGUAAUGUUUUUCAAGGAAGUGUCAUUUGACUUUUGUAAUAAUUCUGUUUUGUCACCAUGAGGAAGGACUGACAAAGAUGUGGUUUGGAAUGGUAGAGACAGGUUGACUUAGAUCGUUGACAACAUGUAAAGUAUAUUUCUUCUCCAAUGUUUAUUGAAAAUACAAAUACAUUAUUACAGUUGUUGGUUAGCUAGCCAGCAUUUUUUUUAACAUAUUAACAUAGACGUGACAUCAGUCAAAACAAGACAUGGUAUCAAGAACAAGAUACAACUAGCUGAAACGAGCCACCUAUGAUUCCCCACAUGGCAGCUUUGUGUCACUGUUGCUACUGUAGCUGUCUGACCGUUCAUAAUCACCACAACACACGGCCUUCUGCCCCAUUGAAGCGUGUGUAUCGUUUUUGACAUUGUCAGCUCACCAGUAUCUGAGAAUAUUUUUCGAUUUAUAGGUGUUCAUUAUUUCAACAUUAUUUUAUAUUGAGGCACUACCUCACUUUUUUCAUUUGUUUGUUCUCUGAAAUCUGUUCAAAGCAUGUAUAAAUGGGGUAUUUCUUUUUUGCUAUUUCCAACCUACCAUCUCCACAAAUUUCACUCAACAAUAAUUACAGGCUACCAAUGGUAUAAAUCGGGAAUCGGCAACUUUGAUGGGGGUGGGGGCCACAAAAAAUCUGAACUCAUCAGGGGGGCAGCAGUGGCUCACGGGUCUGCUUAACAACAUCCAUACCCACACAUGUAGUCAGAGCUGGCGGUAGCCUUUUGGGGGCCCUAAGCAAAAAUGUUGUUUCCCCUACCUUGCAAGCACAACAUUUUAGGGCCCCACUCUUGACCUCGAAAAAAAUUAUUAUUCUACACAUUUUGCCAUGGGACAUAGAGAAAUGCUGCAAAUAUACACAUUCUGCCAUGGGGUUCAGAGAAGAAUUUGCAAUUUUAUAACUCAUUUCAUCCUAUUAUACUUAUUUUGCCAUGGGGCGGAGAGAAUGAUUAGCAGUUUACAGCAAAUUUCCUGCAGUUCUACACAUUCUUACUCCAGGUGACGUUUGAUGAUGAUGGUGGGUAGCUGUCAUCAGUGCAGGUCAGAUUCAGGGUAUCACCCUCUCUCACUGUGUUACUACCAGAGCUCUUGGGUUCCUUCACAUCUAGAAAACAAAGUGCAUACACAGUUAAUCAUGUUCACGAAAUAGGUUCCAUGCCGUGUUUCCCUGCCAACAGCUCCAAGGACUCGUCAUCCAAACAGAGCAAGGCCCUGGUCUUGGUGAGAAUCCUCUAGAGGCGAAAGAAACGCACACCUAUUUAGGCGAGGUGCUGGCUAGCGGAGUAGAACACUUUGAAAAAUAAAGGAGAGCCGCACACUCUAGGA